Molecule: messenger RNA, 7369 nt
Organism: Sorex araneus (European shrew)
Lineage: Eukaryota; Metazoa; Chordata; Mammalia; Eulipotyphla; Soricidae
Gene: PTPRF
Product: protein tyrosine phosphatase receptor type F
Exons: 36
Coding region: 284-6061 (1925 amino acids)
Biological process (GO): protein dephosphorylation
Molecular function (GO): protein binding; protein tyrosine phosphatase activity
Source: RefSeq, a predicted model, not a curated record
UGGCGCGGGAGCGGCGGCGGCGGCGGCAGAGGCGGCGGCUCCGGCUCCGGCUCCGGCUCGGCUCGGCUCGGGCGGCGGUGGCGGGAGUGGGACCUGGCGGCGGCGGCGCGGGCGCGGGAGCGGCGGGGGACAUGCGGACCGACGGCCCCCGGCUAGGCGGGCGGAGUGGAGGCCCUGGUGCCCUGCCCUCAGGGCUGCUGCUCCAGCAAGAGUGACUGGUGUGAGCAGGCCGAGACCCGGUUGAUUGUCCUGGCUGUGGCUGCCCGUGGUGCCCGAGCCCUGGAUGGCCCCUAAGCCAGCCCCAGGGAGGACGAUGGUGCCCCUCGUUCCUGCACUGGUGAUGCUCGGCUUGGUGGCAGGCGCCCAUGGAGACAGCAAACCUGUCUUCGUCAAGGUUCCUGAGGACCAGACCGGGCUGUCGGGAGGGGUGGCCUCCUUCGUGUGCCAGGCCACAGGGGAGCCCAAGCCUCGCAUCACGUGGAUGAAGAAGGGGAAGAAAGUCAGCUCCCAACGCUUCGAGGUCAUCGAGUUUGACGAUGGGGCAGGGUCCGUGCUGCGGAUCCAGCCGCUGCGGGUCCAGCGGGAUGAAGCCAUCUACGAGUGCACGGCCACCAACAGCCUGGGCGAGAUCAACACCAGCGCCAAGCUGUCCGUGCUCGAAGAGGACCAGCUGCCGCCCGGGUUCCCGUCCAUCGACAUGGGGCCCCAGCUGAAGGUGGUGGAGAAGGCACGCACGGCCACCAUGCUGUGUGCGGCAGGCGGGAACCCCGACCCCGAGAUCUCGUGGUUCAAGGACUUCCUCCCCGUGGACCCGGCCACCAGCAACGGGCGCAUCAAGCAGCUGCGUUCAGGUGGUUCACCAAUCCGAGGCGCUCUGCAGAUCGAGAGCAGCGAGGAGUCGGACCAAGGCAAGUACGAGUGUGUGGCCUCCAACUCCGCCGGCACGCGCUACUCGGCCCCCGCCAACCUGUACGUGCGAGUGCGCCGCGUGGCUCCUCGUUUCUCCAUCCCCCCCAGCAGCCAGGAGGUGAUGCCGGGCGGCAGCGUGAACCUGACGUGCGUGGCGGUGGGCGCGCCCAUGCCCUACGUGAAGUGGAUGCUGGGGGCCGAGGAGCUCACCAAGGAGGACGAGAUGCCCGUGGGCCGCAACGUGCUGGAGCUGAGCAACGUGCUGCGUUCGGCCAACUACACCUGCGUGGCCAUCUCCUCGCUGGGCAUGAUCGAGGCCACGGCCCAGGUCACCGUCAAAGCACUCCCGAAGCCUCCGAUCGACCUCGUGGUGACGGAGACAACGGCCACCAGCGUCACCCUGACCUGGGACUCGGGGAACGCGGAGCCGGUGACCUACUACGGCAUCCAGUACCGCGCGGCGGGCUCCGAGGGCCCCUUCCAGGAGGUGGACGGCGUGGCCACCACGCGCUACAGCAUCGGCGGCCUGAGCCCCUUCUCGGAGUACGCCUUCCGCGUGCUGGCGGUGAACAGCAUCGGGCGCGGGCCGCCCAGCGAGGCGGUGCAGGCCCGCACGGGCGAGCAGGCGCCGUCCAGCCCGCCGCGCCGCGUGCAGGCCCGCAUGCUCAGCGCCAGCACCAUGCUGGUGCAGUGGGAGCCGCCCGAGGAGCCCAAUGGCCUGGUGCGGGGCUACCGCGUCUACUACACGCCCGACGCCCGCCGGCCGCUGAGCGCCUGGCACAAGCACAACACGGACGCCGGGCUCCUCACCACGGUGGGCAGCCUGCUGCCCGGCAUCACCUACAGCCUGCGGGUGCUGGCCUUCACCGCCGUGGGCGACGGCCCGCCCAGCCUCACCAUCCAGGUCAAGACGCAGCAGGGAGUGCCGGCCCAGCCCACGGACUUCCAGGCGGAGGCGGAGUCGGACACCAGGAUCCAGCUCUCGUGGCUGCUGCCCCCGCAGGAGCGCAUCGUCAAGUACGAGCUGCUGUACUGGGCGGACAAGGACGAGGAGCAGCAGCACAAGGUGACCUUCGACCCCACGUCCUCCUACACGCUCGAGGACCUGAAGCCCAACACGCUCUACCAUUUCCAGCUGGCCGCCCGCUCCGACAUGGGCGUGGGCGUCUUCACCCCCACCAUCGAGGCCCGCACGGCUCAGUCCACCCCCUCCGCCCCUCCCCAGAAGGUGACCUGUGUGAGCGUGGGCUCCACCACCAUCCGGGUAAGUUGGGUCCCGCCGCCCGACGACAGCCGCAAUGGCGUCAUCACGCAGUACUCGGUGGCCUACGAGGCGGUGGACGGCGAGGACCGUGAGCGGCACGUGGUGGGCGACAUCAGCCGCGAGCACUCCAGCUGGGACCUGGUGGGCCUGGAGAAGUGGACGGAGUACCGGGUGUGGGUGUGGGCCCACACGGACGUGGGCCCCGGCCCCGAGAGCAGCCCGGUGCUGGUGCGCACCGACGAAGACGUGCCCAGCGGGCCCCCAAGGAAGGUGGAGGUGGAGCCGCUCAACUCGACUGCCGUGCGGGUCACCUGGAAGCUGCCUGUCCCCAGCAAGCAGCACGGCCAGAUCCGCGGCUACCAGGUCACCUACGUGCGGCUGGAGAACGGCGAGCCCCGGGGCGCCCCCGUCAUUCAGGACGUCAUGCUGGCUGAGGCACAGUGGCGGCCAGAGGAGUCCGAGGACUAUGAGACCACCAUCAGCGGACUGACUCCCGAGACCACCUACUCUGUGACAGUGGCCGCCUACACCACCAAAGGGGACGGGGCCCGUAGCAAGCCCAAGAUCGUGACAACCACCGGGGCAGUCCCAGGCCGGCCCACCAUGAUGGUCAGUGCCACGGCCAUGAACACGGCGCUGCUCCAGUGGCACCCCCCCAAGGAGCUGCCCGGCGAGCUGGUGGGCUACCGGCUGCAGUACCGCCGGGCCGACGAGGCCCAGCCCACCACCAUCGACUUCGGCAAGGACGACCAGCACUUCACCGUCACCAGCCUGCACAAGGGGGCCACCUACAUCUUCCGGCUGGCCGCCAAGAACCGGGCCGGGCCGGGCGAGGAGUUCGAGAAGGAGAUCACCACCCCCGAGGAUGCCCCCAGCGGCUUCCCCCAAAAUCUGCGCGUGACCGGGCUGACCACGUCCACCACGGAACUGGCCUGGGACCCGCCGGUGCUGGCCGAGAGGAACGGCCGCAUCAUCCGCUACACGGUGGUGUACCGGGACAUCAACAGCCAGCAGGAGCUGCACAAUGUCACCACCGACCCCCACCUGACUCUGCUCGACCUCAGGCCGGACACCACGUACGACAUCAAGGUCCGCGCGCACACGAGCAGGGGCGCCGGCCCCCUGAGCCCCAGCAUUCAGUCUCGGACCGCGGCCCUGGAGCCAGUGUUUGCCAAGAACUUCCACGUGGCAGCAGCAAUGAAGACAUCGGUGCUGCUCAGCUGGGAGGUGCCCGACUCCUACAAGUCGGCCGUCCCCUUCAAGAUCCUGUACAACGGGCAGAGCGUGGAGGUGGACGGACACUCGAUGCGGAAGCUGAUCGCGGACCUGCAGCCCAACACCGAGUACUCGUUCGUGCUGAUGAGCAGAGGCAGCAGCGCGGGGGGCCUGCAGCACCUGGUGUCCAUCCGCACGGCCCCCGACAUCCUGCCGCACAAGCCGCUGCCCGCCUCGGCCUACAUCGAGGACGGCCGCUUCACGCUGUCCCUGCCGGCCGUGCAGGAGCCGGCGCUUGUCAGGUGGUUCUACAUCGUGGUGGUGCCCAUCGACCGCGUGGGCGGGAGCAUGCUGGCGCCUCGAUGGACCACCCCUGAGGAGCUGGAGCUGGAGGAGCUUCUGGAGGCCAUCGAGCAGGGCGGCGGGGUGCGGCGGCGGCGGCGGCGGCGGCAGGCCGAGAGGCUGAAGCCCUACGUGGCCGCGCAGGUGGACACGCUUCCCAAGACCUUCACGCUCGGGGACAAGAAGAGUUACCAGGGCUUCUACAACCGGCCCCUGUCCCCAGACCUGAGCUACCAGUGCUUCGUGCUCGCCUCGCUCAAGGAGCCUGUGGACCAGAAACGCUACACCUCCAGCCCCUACUCCGACGAGAUCGUGGUCCAGGUGACACCAGCCCAGCAGCAGGAGGAGCCCGAGAUGCUGUGGGUGACGGGGCCCGUCCUGGCAGUCAUCCUCAUCAUCCUCAUCGUCAUUGCCAUCCUCCUGUUCAAGAGGAAAAGGACCCACUCGCCGUCUUCCAAGGACGAGCAGGCGAUCGGACUGAAGGACUCGCUGCUGGCCCACUCCUCCGACCCCGUGGAGAUGCGGAGGCUUAAUUACCAGACCCCAGGUUCCAGUGCCCCCAGUUGCCCGAAUAUCUCAAGUAUGCGGGACCACCCCCCCAUCCCCAUCACUGACCUGGCCGACAACAUCGAGCGCCUCAAAGCCAACGACGGCCUCAAGUUCUCCCAGGAGUACGAGUCCAUCGACCCCGGGCAGCAGUUCACCUGGGAGAACUCAAACCUGGAGGUGAACAAGCCCAAGAACCGCUACGCUAACGUCAUUGCCUACGACCACUCCCGCGUCAUCCUGGCCUCCAUCGACGGUGUCCCGGGGAGCGACUACAUCAACGCCAACUACAUCGACGGCUACCGCAAGCAGAACGCCUACAUCGCCACGCAGGGCCCGCUGCCCGAGACCAUGGGCGACUUCUGGAGGAUGGUGUGGGGACAGCGCACGGCCACCAUCGUCAUGAUGACACGGCUGGAGGAGAAGUCCCGGGUGAAAUGCGACCAGUACUGGCCGGCCAGAGGCACGGAGACCUAUGGCCUCAUCCAGGUGACGCUGCUGGACACAGUGGAGCUGGCCACGUACACAGUGCGCACCUUCGCGCUCCACAAGAGCGGCUCCAGUGAGAAGCGGGAGCUCCGGCAGUUCCAGUUCAUGGCCUGGCCGGACCACGGGGUUCCCGAGUACCCGACCCCCAUCCUGGCCUUCCUGCGGCGGGUCAAGGCCUGCAACCCGCUGGACGCGGGGCCCAUGGUGGUGCACUGCAGCGCUGGCGUGGGCCGCACGGGCUGCUUCAUCGUCAUCGAGGCCAUGCUGGAGCGGAUGAAGCACGAGAAGACGGUGGACAUCUACGGCCACGUGACGUGCAUGCGGUCCCAGCGCAACUACAUGGUGCAGACCGAGGACCAGUACGUGUUCAUCCACGAGGCCCUGCUGGAGGCGGCCACGUGCGGGCACACGGAGGUGCCCGCCCGCAGCCUCUACGCCCACAUCCAGAAGCUGGGCCAAGUGCCUCCCGGGGAGAGCGUGACCGCCAUGGAGCUCGAGUUCAAGCUGCUGGCCAGCUCCAAGGCCCACACCUCCCGCUUCAUCAGCGCCAACCUGCCCUGUAACAAGUUCAAGAACCGCCUGGUGAACAUCAUGCCCUACGAGCUGACCCGCGUGUGCCUGCAGCCCAUCCGCGGCGUGGAGGGCUCCGACUACAUCAACGCCAGCUUCCUGGACGGCUACAGACAGCAGAAGGCCUACAUAGCCACUCAGGGGCCUCUGGCCGAGAGCACCGAGGACUUCUGGCGCAUGUUGUGGGAGCACAAUUCCACCAUCAUCGUCAUGCUGACCCGGCUCCGCGAGAUGGGCAGGGAGAAGUGCCACCAGUACUGGCCAGCAGAGCGCUCUGCUCGCUACCAGUACUUUGUCGUUGACCCGAUGGCUGAGUACAACAUGCCCCAGUACAUCCUGCGGGAGUUCAAGGUCACGGACGCCCGGGACGGGCAGUCGCGGACAAUCCGGCAGUUCCAGUUCACGGACUGGCCGGAGCAGGGCGUCCCCAAGACAGGCGAGGGCUUCAUCGACUUCAUCGGGCAGGUGCACAAGACCAAGGAGCAGUUCGGGCAGGACGGGCCCAUCACGGUGCACUGCAGUGCUGGCGUGGGCCGCACGGGGGUGUUCGUCACGCUGAGCAUCGUGCUGGAGCGCAUGCGCUACGAGGGCGUGGUGGACAUGUUCCAGACGGUGAAGACCCUGCGCACGCAGCGCCCGGCCAUGGUGCAGACGGAGGACCAGUACCAGCUGUGCUACCGCGCGGCCCUGGAGUACCUCGGCAGCUUCGACCACUAUGCAACGUAACUACCGCUCCCCUCCCCCGCGGCCCCGCAGGGCUGCCGAGGGGACCCCGCUCCUCUGAGCCAUACCACCAUCGUCCAGCCCUCCUGCACGGACGCUGCGGCCGGCCGGCAGAGCACAGCCCGCUGGGCUCACACCCAUGUUUCAGGAACACCGAGCACCAACCCGCCCGGGCGGGCGCCAGGCCCCGGGCCCCUGCCUCUCACGCUUCUUCUCAUGGGGUGGGGAGGGGGCAACACCUUUUUUUAUACGUUAGGUGGGAUAGACCGAGGGCUUCUAGCCUCUUCCCUCUGAGUUUUCCUCUUGCAAAAUCUCUUAACUGCAGAAUGGGCCUGGGCGGGGCGGGGGUUGGGGUUUCGUUUGUCUUUUCCAGUUCCCUUGGGACCCUCUUUUUUGUAUGACUGCUGGCGGAGGGCGGAGCCGGGCCGGCAGGUCCUCAGAUCCCGUUUCAGCCACACGCAGGGAACCACGUUGCUCCCCUCCCAGUCUUGUUUUGUUUUCCCUUCCCAGCCUUUUUUUAGGCCCCCGCAGACAGUGGUGGGCGGGGAGGCACCGGGACACACUCCUCCCCCGUGUCUGUCGCCCCGGCAGGCGGGCGGGCGAGCCGCGUUCACAGCCCAGAACCACGGCCGGGUCUGGGGAGCCUGGCAAGGCAUUCCUCAUCACCAUUGUGUUUGCAAAGGUUAAGACACACACGCAAAAACAAAACUAAACAAAAAAACGUCAAAAAGAAAAAGAAAAAAAAAGUCAUCCCGGGCCCCGGCUUCCCGCUCGUGAGGGGGGAGACGGCUCCUGUGCCGGGCCUCCCCCGGCGUGGCCACGGCGUGCCGUGGCCAGGUGUGGGCCCUGCCCACACACUCAGGGCCAAGCAGGGGUGCGCGUGGCGUGCCCGUCAGGUCCAGGCCAGUGGGCCUGGGAGCACACGUCUGACCUCAGCGCGGGGCCAGAUUGUUUCCCUCCCCCGUUUGCAGCUGUUCUCAAAGCCCCCCCAAAGCGAGCUCCAUCCACGCCUCCAGCACACCGGCCUGGCCGCAGUCCGGGUACCGGCUGGGCGGGGCCAGGGCCACGGUGUCUUGCUCCAGGCCACACUGGGGAGGGGGCAGGGCGGGAGGGAUGUGGGGAGCCAGGGCCCCCGGAAGAUCCACAAUCCAGGGUUGGCAACGUUGGAUGAAACUUUCAUUUUUACCUUGUGAUGCCAGUGCUGUAGAGUCCACUGUUGUACACAGUCUGUUUUCUAUUUGUUAAGAAAACUACAGCAUCAUUGCAUCGUUCUUGACGGUAAUAAAUUUGAAUAAUCAGAUUUCUUACAAA